Molecule: messenger RNA, 2177 nt
Organism: Pogona vitticeps (central bearded dragon)
Lineage: Eukaryota; Metazoa; Chordata; Lepidosauria; Squamata; Agamidae
Source: RefSeq, a predicted model, not a curated record
CUCUCUUCUCUCGCCAGGUUGCCCCGGCCAUCCGUCACCAUUUCUACCACGGGGAGGCAACGCGUCCAGCCCCUCCAGCGGCUGAGCAUUGGCCGGAAAACUUUGAUCGCCGCGGCCAUCGGGGUGGUGAUGAUCUUGAUCCUAGUGAUCCUGAUCCCGGUGCUGGUGAACUCCGUGGGCAUCGACGGGCAUUACGAGAUGCUGGGCACCUGCCGCAUGGUCUGCGACCCUUACCUGGGCAAGACCACCACCAGCGCCAGCAUCCGAACCGAAGGGGCGGAAGGUCUCAGCGGCAGCAGCAACGGCCACUUAAAUCCAAUGACCCCUGAAAACAAAAUUCAAUUCCAAGAAAAUGAAAUGCUCCCCAAAACAUUCCCACUAUCUACUGGCAAACCGGGGCCUCCGGGCCCUCCGGGAGAACCGGGGCCCCCGGGUGCCAUGGGUCCUCCGGGCGAGAAAGGGGACCCAGGGAAGCCCGGGCCCCCCGGAUUGCCCGGUCCGGGGCUGGGCACGGGGGCCAUUAGCACGGCCACCUACACCAUGGUGCCCCGCGUGGCCUUUUAUGCCGGCCUCAAGAACCCGCACGAGGGCUACGAGAUCCUCAAGUUCGACGAUGUGGUGACCAACUUGGGCAACAACUACGACGCCGCCACCGGCAAGUUCACCUGCAACAUCCCGGGCACCUACUUUUUCACCUACCACGUCCUGAUGCGCGGCGGAGACGGCACCAGCAUGUGGGCAGAUCUCUGCAAGAACGGACAGGUGCGAGCCAGCGCCAUUGCACAAGAUGCGGAUCAGAACUAUGACUACGCUAGCAACAGCGUCAUUCUACACCUGGAUGCUGGCGAUGAGGUCUUCAUCAAGCUGGAUGGAGGCAAAGCCCACGGAGGCAAUAACAACAAAUACAGCACCUUUUCAGGCUUCAUCAUCUACUCAGACUGAGGGCUGUGUAACUGCAUUAUUUCCCAGUCCUCCCGGAUUUCUAUACCAGUCAGCAUUACCUGGGGAAUCCACUUCUACCAUCCUCUUUGUGCACAGCCAGUUUCCCCCAUCAAGGUGCAGAAUGAAGUGGUUGUGUCUCUCUUGCUCUUCCCCUAGGGGGCACUGUGGAGGAACACCAGGCAAUUCAAGCCAUUCACCAUUCAGCAUUCCCAUUUCCUUUCCCUCCCUGCAUUUCCAGAGCAUCACCAGUCCUUUUGGGAAAGGAGGCCAAAGGAAGCAAAGAUCUUUACUGAAUGACUUAGGGUGGAGCCUGGGUGUGAUCCAUUUGCUGGCCAUUCUCACACACAUUUCUUUUCUCUAUCUCAUAGGGUUGUUUAGUCUCAGGCUCAAACCAGAAGCACAUAUUCGAAGUCCUGCCCUCAAGUCUCCAUGCUUAACUUUCUAAUUUGGACUUGAGUACUGCAGAUAAGUUGAAAGCUCUGUUUAUGCGUGUCUGUGCCUGCUGCACACAUGCACACACAUGGAUGGUUAAAAUUUUAAAUGUGUAAAAACAGAAGCGUGAAAUUAAUAUUUAAACUUUAAAGUUUUGAAAAUGUCAGUAAAUGACAUCUCCCAAAUUUAGAAUUGAUGUGAAAUAUUAAUUUGGACUCCUCUUUCCUCCAUGAGAUUGUUUCAGAAGUUGCUCCGUGCCGUAAAACUGAGCUAGAGAAUAGUUAUUGUUAAUGUAAUUUCUUUAAACCAAGAUGAACAGCAAAGCAACAACCCCUUAAUUAUCUUGUGGUUCUCUUCCUUAUUUUCUACCUGCUCCAAACUCAGACUGCAACCCGGGUCCCCCCCCCCCCCCCCCCCCGUACACCCACAAUGAACACAAGGACACAACCUUCCAGCUGUUAAUCAGCUGCAAAGCACACUGAUUAAGCUUCACCACAAUUUUUUAAAAAAGAGUUCCACCUCCUCAUUGUGGGCCCAAAUCAUGCUGGCCAAAGGUGUUCUAUGUCCCAAUUAUCCAUUCCCUGCCCAAACAACCUUCAUGGUGCACACAUGCAAACCCAUCCAAUAUAAAUCAUGUUUAGCUCUUUCCCCAGUAAGAGGAGCUGGGUGGUUUUCAGUGCUCAUGCCAAUCAUUCCAUUAUGUAUAUAUGUACAGUACAUGUGAAUAUUCUCCAGAUAAGUCCUAUGAUAUAAAUGCUAUAUCCAUAUCCUUAGCAGGGGCGGAUUUUUAUGACACUUGACAU